This is a messenger RNA of Cylindrotheca closterium, 397 nucleotides long. The record is from the annotation of a GenBank genome assembly. Lineage: Eukaryota; Bacillariophyta; Bacillariophyceae; Bacillariales; Bacillariaceae.
UCAUAAAAUCCGCAAUCAUAUUGUCAGUUGGACAGUGUUCGAUCUUAACAUUUCCUUUCUCAACUUGAUCUGUGAUAAAGAAAUAACGAAUAUUGAUAGCUUGGCUUCUUUUGCCCGGAUGAUGGGUAUACCAGUUGAAGGUCCUGUUUUCAUCUAUGGAGACAACCAGUCAGUCUUGGCGAACACUACCAUUCCAGAAUCUCAAUUGAAGAAAAAGUCGCAAAGCAUCGCAUAUCACUUUAUCUGUGAGGGAGUUGCCAGAGAUGAGUGGAGAACUGCGCACGUUAGCACUCAUGACAAUGAAUCUGAUCUGUUCACAAAGUUGCUGCCUUCUGGUCCAAAGCAGGAAGGCUUUGUACGCCGAUUCCUGCAUCAUAUCUUCAGAAGUAAAGGCUGA